Messenger RNA from Mugil cephalus (flathead mullet), 1274 nucleotides. RefSeq names its product apolipoprotein B mRNA editing enzyme, catalytic polypeptide-like 2b (gene apobec2b). Gene Ontology annotation, cellular component: nucleus; cytoplasm. NCBI's taxonomy places the organism in Eukaryota, Metazoa, Chordata, Actinopteri, Mugiliformes, Mugilidae. Gene Ontology annotation, biological process: cytidine to uridine editing. Bases 67 to 846 code for a protein of 259 amino acids. Gene Ontology annotation, molecular function: cytidine deaminase activity; RNA binding. The record is from RefSeq and is a predicted model, not a curated record. The transcript is spliced from 4 exons.
UCUCUCUCUCUCUCUCUCUUUCAACCCCUCUGCUCGGCUAGUGCUCUAACCCACUUGCACAAAAUCAUGGCGGACAGAAACAGCCGGCUGAGUGUUAAGAAGAAAGAGAAGAAGGUGGAAACCAAAGCGAACGAUGAGAAAGAGAAGCCCACGAAAAAGCCCGAAAAAGCUGUGACGAAACCAGAGAAGACCCCCGAGCAGGCCAAGACAGACGAGGAGAAGACGAAUGGGGAAAGUGCAGAAGCGACAGGAGCAGAGGCGAAGGCCGGCGAAAAUGGAGAGUUUGAGCCCAUAGAACUACCACCGUUUGAGAUUAUCACAGGGGAACAGAUGAGCCCGUUCUACUUCAAGUUUCAGUUCAGGAACGUAGAGUAUUCGUCAGGGAGGAACAAAACCCUACUGUGCUUCAGAGUGGACACAGCAGGAGGCACCGCAGACCCCCUGAAAGGUUACAUGGAGGAUGAACAUGCCACAGCUCAUGCUGAAGAGGCCUUCUUUCAACAGGUGCUUCCUAACGCCUCCCAAGAGUAUGAUGUCACGUGGUACGUAUCAUCCAGUCCCUGUGUAGCUUGCGCAGCCAAGUUGGCCAGCAUCCUCCAGCAGCGCAAAAAGCUUCGCCUCUGCAUAUUCUGCUCCCGUCUCUUCGAGUGGGAGCAACCGGAGAUAGUCGAAGGGCUCCGGGCCCUGGUGAGGGCCGGCUGCAAACUGCGGAUGAUGAAGCCGACCGACUUCAUGCUCGUUUGGGAAAUGUAUGUGGAGAAGGAAGACCAGAGCUUCACGCCGUGGGAGGAUUGUCAGGAAAACUACGAGUACUAUAUGGAGAAACUGAAUGAUAUCCUCAAGUAGAUGUGCGGAAGAUUUCCUCACUGACUGAAUGGGCCUGCUUGUGAAAUUCCCACUGGUUGAACCCGUGUUUCUCACAGUCUCAUCUGAUGGUGCAGACCGAUAUUAGUAUGAAUGAACACCAGUGGCUUCAUUUUAUACUUUUUAUUUUGAUAAUUUCAUAGGAAUACAGAAGACGCAAAUGAAACCCUAGAUAAACACAGUAUGCAAAUGGCUGUUUUACAGGGACAAGACAAAAGUUUGGAGAAGACUGUCUACUGACAUCUGGUGUUUGUGCAGAGUAUUGAAACACUAACAAAUCUAACACGUUAUCUCAUAUGUACAAUGCGCACAGUAACUGAAAGCAGCGAUUACAAUUGACACUUAACACAUAAAUAACACCUCCUACUCAAGUGUCUUCAACACCAAAUUAAAAUAUGUACAAUUCCUGA